AUGGCACACCAGCAGGACUACAGCACGCUGGAGGUCAACAACUCCCACCAAGCUCCAGAGGUCUACUACAACCCUGACCAAUACCAGAAGGAAGCGCUUGCCACAGGGCACGGGCUACCCAGCCAGCAAUACCCAGAAGUUGCGUACAAUCAAUACGGCUCGCCGCAAAGCUCCUAUCCCUAUGGCACUCCCACGACAGCAUAUAAUUCUGCGUCUCCUGGUACCAUUGCACACACUUCACUGGCUAAGGAUGGCACUCCAUACCAGGCGUAUGCAGAUGCACCUGAGGUAGCCCCAAACCAGGACGGCACGCCUCCGAAGAAGAGGAUAUGCGGUUUGGCAGCUCGCACAUUCUACAUUGUAUUGGCCGUCAUCGUCGUCAUCGUAAUUGCCGCAAUCGGCGGAGGUGUUGGUGGCGCCCUGGCAUCAAGAGGGAGCAGCUCGUCAUCAGCCAACAACGGAGACUCGACGGGUGGCGGCGCAGGCAGCGGCACUGGCAACAGCACCUCGACAUCUCCUCCCGGCCCAAAACCUCUCGGGAUCACAAAGAUUGCUGCCACCAAUUGGACAGAUGGGAACAAUGUCGGCCACCGCAACGUGUAUUUCCAGGACGAGUACAACUACAUCAUCGAGCGCAGAUGGGACUCGGACAGUAACAACUGGUCCACAAGCAACAUCAGCAAGCUCUUCGAGACAUCGACCACAUUCGGCCCGCAGUUUGGGACAUCAUUGACCGUGGCGGUGAUGGACAAGGGCGGCUCGGCCGGCUACGAGAUCCAGCUCUACUUUCUGGACGCCUUCAACUUUAUUCGCUCGGUGCAUACGGUAAAGCCCGACAUCCAGCCCGAUGCCUGGACCAACAACACAUUGGACGGUGCAUACCUGGAGGUGCGCAAGGGAUCGCACCUGUCUGCCAUGUACCAAGACUGCUGGAACAACAAUUGCGCGGGAAGUUGGUGUGUCGCCUACCAGCGGCCAUCAGACGGCUCGGUCAAGACGGCAAACUCGAGUCACUGGACCGUGUCUGAUGUCGCGGUCGUCGGUACCGACCUCUCCAACAACUCGAGCUUGGCCCUGAUUCCACGGCUGGUGAACCAGCGAUUGUCCGGGGCCAUGCUGGGCUCAUCAGGAGUGGCCACAGCGUCCUCGGCGCCGCUACAAAUCUCCGUCUUUGACGACGCGUGGGUAAAUGCUACACAAAGCGUGGCCAUACAAUCUGCCGCUCUCCCAUCAGAACAGAACAACUUUGCUGCGACACAAUACAACAACUGGAGGGAUGCGUUGUUCUUGUCGCUCUCCGACGACGGCUCCUUGAAGGGAGUCUGGACCAACGACGGGACGAACAAGAUGAGCCUGCUUGGUGCUCCGGCCGGCACCAAGUUCACGGCGAUAGCAUUCACUUUGGAUGCACACUUUUACGGCAUCUCUGGCGAACAGAUCCAAGAGUACGAGCUGGACAAGGUGGACCCGUCGAUAUUGCACUAUGUCGGAAAUAUUUGGCCUGCGCAGUAG
Messenger RNA from Microdochium trichocladiopsis, 1512 nucleotides. RefSeq lists its product as uncharacterized. The record is from RefSeq and is a predicted model, not a curated record. Bases 1 to 1512 code for a protein of 503 amino acids. NCBI's taxonomy places the organism in Eukaryota, Fungi, Ascomycota, Sordariomycetes, Xylariales, Microdochiaceae. The transcript has 2 exons.